Helobdella robusta is the source of this 819-nucleotide messenger RNA. RefSeq lists its product as hypothetical. Gene Ontology annotation, biological process: chromatin remodeling. Bases 1 to 819 code for a protein of 272 amino acids. Gene Ontology annotation, cellular component: nucleus. The transcript is spliced from 4 exons. The record is from RefSeq and is a predicted model, not a curated record. NCBI's taxonomy places the organism in Eukaryota, Metazoa, Annelida, Clitellata, Rhynchobdellida, Glossiphoniidae.
AUGAUUAUACUGUUGGUGAGGAUAUUUUUCAUUUUGGAAUAUGCAUCUUUCGCCAUAGCUAUCCUUCGUUUGAUAUCCACAUUACACUUACAACCUGAGAAAAGAUCUCUUAUUCCUUGGAAGACCUUAAAUGGUCAAGGAGUGACAAUAUUCAGAAAGUGGAUAGUGGAGGGAUGUUGCGAAAAAUUGGGCGUCCUCUCCUGGAAUAUCAGACAUGGCACUUUAAAUACUGAAUCGCUUACUGGACGCUUCAUGAAGAUCGUCAACAUGCUGGGAAGGCGAAGGGUAGACAUCUGUUUUCUGCAGGAAACAAAAUGGAAACCAAUUUGUGUCUCUCUUAUAGGGAGUUACAAACGCCAAAAUGACUUCUGGAACACAUUCUCAGAUGCUAUCAGAAAAAUAUCAUCAUCAGAGAUACCAUUGAUAUGUGGCGACCUCAACAGCCAUGUUGGAGAUAAAGCAAAUGGGUUCCACGGUGUCCAUGGAGGCUUUGACUACGGGUCUCAAAACGAAGACGGUGUAUGGAUUCUGGAAUUUGCUGAAAUGUUGAACACCUAUUUCAAAAAAAGGGCAGAACAUUUGAUCACAUAUAAAAUCGGAAUGUCAUGCGCACAAAUUGACUUUAUCGUCUUUUUAAAGAUUCAUCCGGAUAGCCGACCCACGACCAACUCAGCCGUCCAUCGUUUCGAGGCUGGUAAAUGGGUGGACGACGUAAUUUGUCGCUUGUUGACCGGCGAGAUGGCUCAGUGGUUCAAAUGCUCGCUGAGUCAAAACAUCUCAAUGGCUAUCAUAUACUCAGCGUAUACGAUGCGGUGCUAG